Oncorhynchus mykiss (rainbow trout) is the source of this 1412-nucleotide messenger RNA. RefSeq names its product eukaryotic translation elongation factor 1 epsilon-1. Gene Ontology annotation, biological process: positive regulation of DNA damage response, signal transduction by p53 class mediator. The record is from RefSeq and is a predicted model, not a curated record. Gene Ontology annotation, cellular component: nucleus; aminoacyl-tRNA synthetase multienzyme complex; cytoplasm. Lineage: Eukaryota; Metazoa; Chordata; Actinopteri; Salmoniformes; Salmonidae.
GAUGGCGUUGAGAGAGCUGUCAUCGCUGGAAAAAUCUUUAGGAUUGAAAAAUCCUAACAAAUACUGUACUCAGGGGGACAAGAAGGUGAAUUUGCCAUCCAAUGGUUUCGGUCACAGUUAUCUAUAUGUGCCAGGUACCCGUGCUCCACAGUAAUAAUGGCCCAUCUCUGGUCGGCUUGGUGACCAUCGCCACUCACCUAGUCCAAGAGGCCAAACGGCCCGAGUUACUGGGUGGGUCAGCAGAACACAAGGCUUUAGUGCAGCAGUGGCUGGAGUACAGGCUCACCAAAGUGGAUGGAUGCCACAAAGACGAUAUCAAGACCAUACUGAAGGACCUCAACAGCUAUCUAGAAGACAAGGUUUACUUGGCAGGAAAUCAGUUCACCCUCGCCGACACACUCAUGUACUACGGAAUCCAUCACAUCAUCGUGGACCUGGCCAUCCAGGAGAAGGAGAAGCACAUGAAUGUGACACGGUGGUUUGACCACGUCCAGCACUACACCGGUGUCCGGCACCACCUACCCCCAGUGGUGGUCCUGAGGAACAGAGUGUACACCAGCGGCCACCACUGAGGUCUUAGGCUGGCUGCCAGGAUGUUCGAGGGCCGGCGUGAGGAGUACACAGGCGUGUGCUGACGUCUCAACAUACCUAACACCACUGUGGGCCCCCUCCCUCCGUUGCCUUGGAGACAUGCGGUUAUUUUUUUCCCUCUGAAACCCCAGGCGAAUAACACAUGCAAUGGAGAAAAUGAUCACAAAGAAGACGGAUGGUUUGUUUUUGUGUGAGUUGGUUGUUGGGAGUCUAUAGUCGUCAGGGUCAAUGUGCAGGGAUGCCUCUUUUUCUCGUAACCUGAGCCUUGAAUGUGAUAAAGUAUUAUUAAAAAUUACAAAUGACUUAUUCGUUUUACUAUGUCCCUUUUAAAGAAAUCCCUGCUAUUGCGUUUUUCAAUGUAUUAACAUUUUCUUCAAACAAAACAAAAUAUGUCCAGUCCGCCCGACUGUGUGUUCAACUAUGUAAUCAUCAUCCUCCACAGUUGUCCAGUCCACUAUCAACUUUCCGCCCUCAUGAAUUUAGUCUUGUUUCUCAAGCUGCUGCCUCUGCUGUUCCACCAGCAGUGUGGGCAGCAGCCUCUAGCUCAGUCACUCGAAUCAGUCCGUGUGUUGACGCUGAGGGGGCAGAGGGCACACUACCAGCUGCCAUAGAGGCUCCAGUGCUCCUCUGUCCAACGUCAGAGCCCUGGGUGACAGCCACGCAUUGUCAUUUCACCCUCUUACCAGGGGGCGGGAAAUCCUUUUGUGACAACAUCCGAGCGACAAUACACAGUCAAACCACUCACACAAGCAGACUGGAUUUAGCCAUUAGCUCUGAAAAUCACAGCUAAUAUACACUACAUGAUCAAAAGUAUGUGGACA